UUCAUUUCACAACGAUGUCGCAAUGUAUAUGAACGGAUGAACACAACACGUAUAUAUCCUCAGUGGAUUUGAAGCUUCACAGACACGAGUCAUCACUGCAGCGGUCAGGAUGAAGUUCCUCACUCUUCUUCUCCUGCUUUCGGCUACUGACGGCCAGUCCUGUGUGGGACGGUGCGGAGAUCCUGGCAACUCCUCGACCUGUGGCUGCAACGUCGCCUGCGCCGCCAACGGAACCUGCUGCCGCGACCACCGAGACGUCUGCCUCUCCUGUAGGGGCCGCUGCGGGGAGGCCUACCGGAACGGCCGCCUCUGCCAGUGUGACAGCAACUGCAAAUCGCACAGAAACUGCUGCAACGACGUCAGCUUCACGUGCGAUGGUAUCAGGCGAGGGGCCACGACACAGGACCUACGUGAAAUGACGGAGAAGCUGUUAGCCGCCGACGUCAACGGAGCGGGCGUGAACCUCAGACUCGACAUGCAGGGGAAGGGGACGUCAGAUGACCUCGCGGGCAGACCUUUGUUCAAGUCUGUGCCCGCGUCCGCGCUAGCGUCCCCGACAAUCAGACUGUUGGAAGAACUUCAGAACAAUUACUCCCCCAACGUGACGACGCCUGAAGCCGAGGAUCCCGCUGAAAUAGCCGAAAAGGAUGCCUUUCUGAACGCUGUUAUGCAGACGAAGGUGAUGCAGUUGACGGAGAAUUUCCUGAAGGAGAGAGGUUUUCUCACCGGAAGUCUGAGGGACAAACUGGACGAGCUGUGGUUCACCUUGUACACGAGAAAGAAUAUCCUCAGCUCAUCCGGGUUCGAGCACGUCUUCGCCGGAGAAGUGCGAGGUCAGAAGGUUUUGGGUUUGCACAACUGGGUGUACUUUUUGCACGAAGAACAAGGAGGUGACAUCAACUACAUGCGAUGGUUAAACUUCAUUGAUCUUGGAGACAAGGGGGAAGUUAUUAAGGUCGCCUACAAGUGGAUGGACAAGGUGAAGAAAGCAGGUUCUAUGUUCGUGGGAACGUCGCCGGAACUGGACAUGGCCGUGUACACCCUGUGCAUCCUCACGCGGCCGAACAGGGGCUGCCCUGUGCAGAUGAACGCGCACAAGUUCAACAUCCAGACCUGGGUUCAGAAAUCAGAUGGGAAGGAGCUGGUCGGGGCGGCAUUUCCCGCCAUCUAGAUGUGGUCUCGCUUUGUUGCCAUUCGUGAAGUAGGAUGGCAUCAGGCGGGAAGGAUGUCUUCUGGUGUUGUGUCCAGAGUAUUUGUGUGUGGUAUGAGCUCAAAGCUGAACCGGGUAUGAAUAGAGGACGCAACACAUAGAUACGCAUGAUAUAUGUAUAUCUACACAUCAAUAUAAAGAUUUUACUGUUAUCCCAUGCACAAGGCAAACUAUGCAUAAUACAAGCCAUAAUGAAGGAUGUUGAUAAAACACAAUAAAGCAAUUGUGUUUUCUAUAUAAAUACACAGUUCUCUCAUCAACCAAAAGUUUAGAGUGAAUGGUUAUGGCCACAGAAACUAAAGGCAUAGCUUUAUGAGAAAGAAAUGUAAUGAUUCGUUCUUAGAUGUUUUACUGUGUUUACAUAUUAUGUUUCGUUUUGUUUGUUUUACCAUUACUGCCUACUACAUACCUGCCAUUUUUUUUUUUCCAAAAGGAUUGAUCAGACGCACUAUCACAACCUGAUUUGCGUUUAUUAUACUUAGAAGCUCUAAAAUUGCUCCAGAUGGGAUAAUCUACCUUCAGAUUCCUGAUCUUUCUACAUGUUAAAUGUAACGGUAGGAGGCAGUUAGGAGUGAUUUUUACGUGUUUACUCUUAAUAAAGGUUCCAUAGUUAAAGAAA
This is a messenger RNA of Penaeus monodon (black tiger shrimp), 1829 nucleotides long. Its product is annotated as poly(U)-specific endoribonuclease-like. NCBI's taxonomy places the organism in Eukaryota, Metazoa, Arthropoda, Malacostraca, Decapoda, Penaeidae. The record is from RefSeq and is a predicted model, not a curated record. Gene Ontology annotation, molecular function: RNA endonuclease activity.